CCGUGACACGAACGUCAAUCGAUCAGGCUGGAAUCCGAAGGUCCCGGAUGUGUCAUGGCGUCCUCCCCUCCAGAGAGGCUGGUGGUGUAUGAUGGUGUAAAAUAAGCGGGCGUUUAGACCCUUUGCGGUGCCGAAAAUUCACCAGAGUUGCACCAAACCCCACCCUUAAGCCUCUAUGGUAUUGAUGGUAAUGCAUGCACGGAAAUAUCCGCGGCUCAAUGAUGGGUACCACGACAGAAGCCAGGCCCAUCCCUACCAGUCUGCUGGUGUGGGGAAGUACCCAUCCAAGCGUGACAGCAGCGGCUCGUAUAAUGACUACGACCAUCGGAUUGACAGAGUGCGGGAUUCGCCCAGCGGAGGUUUCCAUCGCACGAAGGACAGUCCAGGCAAGAGGAACAGUCCGUGGGAGUCCCGGGACAGAGACAGAGAGAGGGAGCGAGAGAGAGACCGGGAGAGGGACAGGGAUAGAGACAGAUAUAAGAACAAAUCUUCUUAUUCAGAACGAUAUAGAGAAAAGGAGAGAGAGCGGGAGAGAAGAGAGAGAGAAAGGGCUAGGUACAGUCCUGGGGAUUGGGACCGACCUCACAGGAGAGACAGAGAGGACAGGAGAGGGACCAGCGAUUCUCCGGCGCAGAACGCAGCCAAUCACCAGCCCCGACAGGGCAACAGCGCCGCCAACCACUCACAGACGCAGCCCCAGGCCGCAGACAAGAAAAACGAUACCGACACGGGGAAGAAAAACGCUGAGCAUACCCAGUCCAGCACUGCUAGCUCCAGUGCUACAGCAGCUAAUACAAAGGCUUACCGAAAGGCACAAGGGGAUUGGUCGGAACACAUCAGUUCCUCCGGCAAGAAAUACUACUACAACUGUAAGACUGAGGUGUCGCAGUGGGAGAAACCACCCGGAUGGCAGGAGAGCCCAAAAGAUAGCGGAGAGUCGAAACACAAAGACAAGCCUGUUGCCAAGGAAACGGCCUCCUCUUCAGCCACUGCCUCCUCCUCCUCCUCCUCCCAUGGAACCAACAGCAGAGAAGCUGGCAGCAGCAGCGCAACUGGUACUCCUAGCUCAUCUAAUCACAAGCAUUCCACGGACCCGUCCCCCCGCGCCUCCGGUCAGCCGGCCCUGGACAGACACAAGGACACCCCCAAGUCUCACAAUAGAACAGGUACCCCCUCUUCAUCCCAGGGCACCCCCAGCGCUCACCGAGGCACCCCCGGACAGGGCAGCGACCGCAUGGACAUCUCAACAACCCCCGAACAUCUGCAGACCAUCUACACCAGGAGUAGAACAGAGUCCCCUGCGGUGCAGAACACCCCCUCACCUGGAACCCCCUCCCUGGGGCGCACCCACCCCACCUCCCACACCAUCCCUUCCUCCCUGGUGCAGCAGCUCUUCCCCCCCACCUCCAGCUCAAGUAGUAUAUCCCAAGUUCACAAUGUAGGAGUAGAGCAGUCCUUACAGCUGUUGCAGCACGCCACCUUGCUGACCCAACAGGCACUGCAGGCCCAGCAGCCGCAGGCGUCCACAACUGUCCCCCCUUCCAAUGUUUCUGACUCCUCCCCAGUGUCAAUGCGGACGUCAAUAUCAGACAUGUCCUCCCCGUACCAGUCCCAGCUCUCACCACAGCCCAGCUCCAGUCAGCAGCCGGAGGCGGUCACCAGCACAGCGUCACCUGCUCACAGUGUACAUAGCCAGAAAUCUGUAGGAAGCCACGCGGACGGGGCGGUGAGCAGCAGUUACACUGUGGUCCACAGUUCCACGCCAACCGCGGUACAGACGGUUCUGCCGCCGUCUAUCGAACUCACGCCAUCGCUAGUCAAGUACUACAAAGAGAGCCUCAUCAGACAUACACAGGGCUGGCAGGCAGAGCAUGCCGAGAGACAGGUUUGUUUGUUUGUUUGUUUGUUUGUUUGUUUGUUUGUUUUGUCCUGCCCUCGCUAGUCAAGUACUACAAAGAGAGCCUCAUCAGACAUACACAGGGCUGGCAGGCAGAGCAUGCCGAGAGACAGGUUUGUUUGUUUGUUUGUUUGUUUGUUUGUUUGUUUUGUCCUGCCCUCGCUAGUCAAGUACUACAAGGAGAGCCUCAUCAGACAUACACAGGGCUGGCAGGCAGAGCAUGCCGAGAGACAGGCGCAGAGGUUAGAUGAAGAGGGCCAUGCGAUGGGCAGCCUGCACAGCUCCCAGGUUUCGGUGGAUCUCAAGUUCGCUCGUUCGCUGGUCAGAGUCUCAGAAAUCCAGGCCACAUUACAGGAACAGAGGAUACUGUUUCUACGACAGCAGAUACAACAUCUGGAGAAGAUGAAGAAUCAGAACAUGUUCCCCUGGUAGCUGCCCCCCCCCCCCUCUGUAGGGAUGCACUUGGUACAUCCCGCCGACCGUGUGCAUUACUGAUGUUCCUUCGCAACGUUUCCGCAACAUUGCCGGGUGCUGUAUCCUUCGUGGCUCGCUACAGUCGACUCGCUACAUCCGAACGCAACAUUUCAGCACGACGUAACGUUCCUCUCCAACCUGAUUGUGUAAAGGGACAGGUUAACCACUGGAAACUGCCUGUAACCAUGGAAACCGCUUGUAGCCAUGGAGACCGCCCUGUAACUAUGGUUCUCGUUGCUUGUAUGUACUAGUUUUGUUCCCUCGUUUUAGGA
Messenger RNA from Branchiostoma floridae (Florida lancelet), 2643 nucleotides. RefSeq names its product WW domain-containing adapter protein with coiled-coil-like. Bases 176 to 1942 code for a protein of 588 amino acids. Gene Ontology annotation, cellular component: nucleus. Gene Ontology annotation, molecular function: RNA polymerase II complex binding; chromatin binding. The record is from RefSeq and is a predicted model, not a curated record. The transcript is spliced from 17 exons. Lineage: Eukaryota; Metazoa; Chordata; Leptocardii; Amphioxiformes; Branchiostomatidae. Gene Ontology annotation, biological process: regulation of autophagy; positive regulation of TORC1 signaling.